UAAAUUAGGCCGAACAGCAAACAGCAAACUAGAAUGCUUAUAUAAAUAACUGCUAAAUUCCCAUCUAGCUCAUACUUUCUUCCUCUAGCAACUUCAUUCACAAAUCUAACUAUGGAUCUGAUCCAAUAUUUGGUGGCAAUUCCAGUGGUUUUGGCUUUAUUCCUGUCCUACAUACAAUGGAAACCAAGGUCACAAAUUUCCGAUGAAAAGAGAAAAUCACCCCCGGAACCAGAAGGUGCCUGGCCAGUCAUAGGCCACCUCCUUCAAAUGAAUCCCAAAAUUCAUGUAGCAGAGACCUUAGCAGCCAUGGCUGAUAAGAAUGGCCCUGUCUUCACCAUUCGGCUUGGAAUGUUGCCAGUUCUGGUGGUGAACAACUGGGAAUCAGUCAAAGAAUGCUUCACUACAAAUGAUAAGGCCUUUGCCUCGCGGCCACCUUCAAGUUUCGCCAAAUAUCUUUGCUACGACUAUGCAGCAUUUGGUAUUGCACCUUAUGGUCGAUACUGGCGCGACGUGCGGAAGAUGGCUUUGCGGGAACUGCUUUCGGCUCAAAGGCUUGAGAAGCUGAAUCAGGUCCGAAUAUCUGAGGUGAAAACUAGCAUCAAAGAAAUAUUCUUGAAUAUUAGUGAGGUCAACAACCACAGUAAUGAAAUAAAAGCUCCAGCUAGAGUGGAUCUUCGUGAUGUGUUUGAGAAAUUAACUUUGAAUAUUGUCCUGCGGAAAAUUGCUGGGGGCAGACACACUGACAGCGACGUUGGCAUAAAAAGAGAUGCUGAAUUCAGAAGAGUUCUUAUGGAAUUUGAAGCUUUUGCAAGGGUACUUGUUGCCUCGGACAUUAUUCCCUUCCGAUUCUUGAAGUGGCUCGAUCCUCAAGGGAAUAUCAAGUCGAUGAAGCGUUUGGCUAAAGAGCUUGACAAGUAUAUGCAGACUUGGGUGGAUGAACAUAAGGAGGGAAGGAUGAAAAAUAGUGACGAUGGUGAUGAUGAGCUAGACUUCAUAGAUGUGUUGCUUUCAACGAUUAAAGACGAGUCCAUCUGCGGGUUCUCCAAGGAGGUUGUGAUAAAGUCCACAAUAUUGAUUCUUUUUGUAGCAGGAACUAGUACCACAUCAAGGUCUUUGACCUGGGUUAUCUCCCUACUACUGAACCAUAGGCACGUUUUGCAAAAAGCCCAGGAAGAGAUUGACUCUUUUGUUGGCAAAGAGAGAUGGGUAGAAGAAUCUGAUAUCAAGAAUUUAGUCUACCUACAGGCCAUUGUCAAAGAGACAAUGCGACUACAUCCACCAGCACCUGUGCCAGUGCCACGCCAAGCCGACGAAGACUGUAACGUAGGUGGCUACUUCAUUCCUAAAGGCACCCAAUUAUAUGUCAACGUAUGGAAAAUUCAGCGCGACCCGAGAAUAUGGCCGGAGCCUGAAAAUUUUUUUCCAGAGAGAUUCUUGAGUGGUGACCAUGCUGGCGCGCAGCUUGAUUUCUCCAGUCAAAACUUUCAGUUGAACCCUUUUGGUAAUGGCCGACGAAUUUGUCCAGGAAUGUCAUUUGCAUUGCAGGUGAUGCACUUGACGCUGGCUCGGCUACUCCAGGCUUUCGACAUCUCCAGGGUUUCAGAUUUGCCAGUAGAUACGGCCGGAUAUGAAGGUAAAGCCCCUCCAUUGGAGGCACUGAUGAUGCCCCGCCUGCCAAAUCUUGAUCUUUAUGGAUAGUGGACAAUAGAUUCCUUGGAUGGUGGAAUUUGAGUCUACACCUGUGACAUCAGGGCAAAGUUGCUGCAUUGUGUAAUUUUUAGUACGCUCAUUGACUGAGAAUAAUUAUGAUGUUUAAAUUUGAUAAAAGAAUGGGGACUCAGUACUGUUGUAUUACCAUUAUAAUAUUUUUAGCUGCUCUUUUAUUUCGCAUA
This is a messenger RNA of Coffea eugenioides, 1892 nucleotides long. Its product is annotated as cytochrome P450 CYP82D47-like. The transcript has 3 exons. Gene Ontology annotation, molecular function: monooxygenase activity; oxidoreductase activity, acting on paired donors, with incorporation or reduction of molecular oxygen; heme binding. Gene Ontology annotation, biological process: defense response to other organism. Lineage: Eukaryota; Viridiplantae; Streptophyta; Magnoliopsida; Gentianales; Rubiaceae. The record is from RefSeq and is a predicted model, not a curated record. The coding region runs from base 112 to 1698 and encodes 528 amino acids.